Paramecium sonneborni is the source of this 339-nucleotide messenger RNA. The record is from the annotation of a GenBank genome assembly. Lineage: Eukaryota; Ciliophora; Oligohymenophorea; Peniculida; Parameciidae.
AUGAGUAAAGAUAAUUGUAGCAAUAAUACGAAUAGCAAAAUGAUAUCAUUAUCAUAUUAGAAUAAGAAAUAGUCUUAUUACAAUAAUAAAAUAAAGAAUAGAAUUUCAGUAUACAGUAAAAUGAUUGGAGGGAAUAAAUUUAUAUAUAAAAGUAAAAUAAGUAUUUAUAUAACAAAAAAGAAUUAGGAAUAAAUUAAAAUAAUGGGAGAUGUAAAUAAAUAAUUUGAAUAGGAAAGUAAAAAAUUAAUUGAAUUGUUAUAAUAGAAAUGGAGAGAUGAAGUAAUCUUAUUCAAAUAAAUUGAAUUUAGAAAUUAAAUAUUAAGUAUAGAUAAUUAAUGA